AUGAAAAGCCUUUGGGAUGAACUUGAUGCACUUAAUACAUUCUCUGCUUGUGUGUAUGAUUGUGAGUGUGGGGCUAAGGCUAAGUCACACAAAGCACAUCAAGAUAAAAGACUUCUGCAAUUCCUAAUGGGUCUAAAUGACACAUUCAUUGGGCCAAGGAGCAACAUAUUCCUAUCUUCCCCUUUACCCUCUAUAGGACAAGCUUAUUCUCUAGUCAUUCAAGAUGAAAAACAAAGAGAAAUACAUGCUACACCAGCUUAUCCUGGGGAAUCAACUUCUUUUAUUGCUAACAAUCAGGCAGCAAACUUCAAAAGGUUCAAGGAUAAUAGAGGUAGAAGGGUUUCCUCAACUCUAAGAAGGCUACUGGUAUUUGUGCCUACUGUAAAAAUCCAGGUCAUACCAUUGAUCAAUGCUACAGAAUUCAUGGUUUCCCAACUGAGAUUUAGUUUACAAAUCAGAGAAAGUUUCAAGGAAAAGGACAAGUGCAAGCAAGUAAUGUUUUCAGCUCAAAUGAAGAAAGUGUGCAAACAGCUUCUUCAACAGGUGAAGUUGGGACAACAGAGUGCAAGCACCUCUGAACCUUCAGCCAAUGUGAGUUGUGCUGGUAUGACAAAAUUCUUUGAUUCUUAUGCUUGUUUCAUUGAAAUUAACAGCAAUUCAUGGAUAUUAGAUAGUGGAGCAACAGAGCAUAUGUGUUUCAACAAAGAAUUCUUUAUUCAACAUAAAGCCUUACCUAAACCCCUUAUGGUUAAGCUUCCAAAUUCCUAUAGAGUUAAGGUGACACACUCAAGUUUAGUUUCUUUGUUUCCUAAUAUGGUUUUACAAGAUGUUUUGUAUACGCCAUCUUUCAGACAUAACCUUUUAUCUGUACAUAAAUUGUGCAGACAACUCAAGAAGUAUGUCUUAUUCACCCCUUAUUCUUGUAUUCUAUUGCAUGGCCCUUCACUGAAGAGCCCUAUGGAUAUUGGUAAAGAAGAGGGAGGGCUUUACAUUCUCAAAUCUAGCCAUUCAGCAGCUGCCUCUAGGAAUCUAUCUAAGUAUAGUAGUUUUUCUGUUUCAAAAAGGAAUGCACAUUCCAAUGUUGUUUUUAAUUUCUGUUUUGUCUUUUCUGAUCCUAAUGUAAAAGAAAAGUUAUGGCACUAUAGAUUAGGCCAUUUACCAUUGAGUAAUAUGAAGAAAAUCUCAUCAGAUUAUGUUCCUUCUUGUUCCAGUUUUUCUAGUCCUUGUUCUAUUUGCCCUAUGGCAAGACAAUCUAAGCUUCCAUUUCCCACAAGUUCUAUAUCAACCAAGAAUGCUUUUGAAAUGAUACAUGUGGAUACCCGGGGACCUUAUAGCACCUCUACUUAUGAUGGUUUUAACUAUUUCCUCACCAAUAUGGAUGAUUUUACUGGAGAGGUUACACCAGUUAUUCCCUCUUCUCAUGCUUCCAACACACCACUCACCUCACCAGUCUUUACUCUUCCUACUACCUCACCUACCUCAUCUCCUCUUCCUACAGCACACCUUACCUCUAACUAUACCUCAGAAUCUUGUUCUCCAUCACAUAGUCCUAUCCCUCUGUUUCCUUCUUCUAGAAAUGAACCUCACUUAGAAAAUCUCAUCAGAAAGUCUUCCAGGCCACACAUUCCUCCUGCCCAUCUCAAGGAUUACAUUUGCAAUGCCCUACAUCUCACAAAUGUGAGCACUUCCUGUUUCCUCACUCCUGUGACACCUCAUUUUGUUUCUUUUAGUGGUCUCUCUUCUACCAACCAACAUAUGUUCAAUUCUCUUUCUAAUCUUCAUGAACCUGUUAGUUUUACACAAGAAGCCCACCAUCCAGGGUGGCAGGAAGCUAUGGCAAAGGAGAUUGAGGCUCUUGAGCUCAAUAAGACUUGGGAUGUGAUAGAGUUACCACCAGGGAAGAAGGCUUUGCCAUGUAAGUGGGUUUACAAAAUUAAACAACACUUCGAUGGUUCUGUGGAAAGAUUGAAAGCCAGGUUGGUUGUAAGGGGAGACAUCCAGAGAGAAGGUAUAGAUUUUGAUGAAACGUAUUCCCUUGUGGUGAAGAUGACCACAAUAAGGUGCAUACUAGCUACAACUGUUAAAAAGGGAUGGGGUCUCUAUCAAUUAGACGUGAAUAAUGCCUUUUUACAUGGAGAUUUAAAUGAAGAGUCUACAUGA
Molecule: messenger RNA, 2160 nt
Organism: Nicotiana attenuata
Lineage: Eukaryota; Viridiplantae; Streptophyta; Magnoliopsida; Solanales; Solanaceae
Exons: 3
Coding region: 1-2160 (719 amino acids)
Source: RefSeq, a predicted model, not a curated record